CGGAGCCGGCGGCGUCCAUCGGCAUCGGCUGCUGCUCCGCGGCCGCUUCUCGGCAGCUGCUCCUGCUGCUCCCCGCCUGCGGCUCCAGCAGCGGCCCGCCGGAGGUGAACGCUCUGAGGCUUCUGCCCUUGUCGCCCAGUCGGAACUAUCGCCGUCCGCGCGGCCGUGAGGAGGCUGAGGCUGCCCCUUCCCCCCGCUCCCGGCCUGCCGGCGUGGGGUGCCUCUUGUGCGCGUUUCCUUCCUCCCCGCGCGUUGUCGUGCCUGCAGUAGCAGCUAGCUGAGCUCAGCUCUCUGCCAGCACCGGCCCGUGCCCUCCCGCUGCGCGCCGGGCUUCGGGUUAUGUAUCGUAAAUCCAAGUGGAAGCGCGGGUACAAUCUCGAGGGGCUUGCACACGGAAAUAAUGAACAAAGUGUGCCACAACUCUUGAUCAGCGACCUGAAGUUUGAGAAGUCUUUAGCUAAGCUCAUGUUUUCUCCUGAUCAAGAAAAUCAUCCAUCCAAAGCACCAGUCAAAUAUGGUGAAUUGAUCGUACUGGGGUACAAUGGGUCUCUCCCAAAUGGAGAUAGAGGGAGAAGGAAAAGUAGGUUUGCUUUAUUUAAAAGGCCCAAGGCAAAUGGGGUGAAACCCAGCACUGUGCACAUUGCCUGUACCCCUCAAGCAGCAAAGGCAAUAAGUAAUAAGGACCAACACAGCAUAUCUUACACUUUGUCUCGGGCCCAGACUGUAGUAGUUGAAUAUACUCAUGACAGCAACACAGAUAUGUUCCAGAUUGGUCGGUCAACAGAGAGCCCUAUAGACUUUGUAGUAACAGAUACAGUUCCUGGGAGUCAGAGUAAUUCAGAUACACAGUCUGUGCAGAGCACAAUAUCAAGGUUUGCCUGCAGGAUCAUAUGUGAACGUAACCCUCCAUUUACAGCAAGAAUAUAUGCAGCAGGAUUUGACUCCUCAAAAAACAUUUUUCUUGGGGAGAAAGCUGCAAAGUGGAAGACAUCCGAUGGGCAAAUGGAUGGACUAACAACAAAUGGAGUUCUUGUUAUGCAUCCUCGUAAUGGAUUCACAGAAGACUCCAAGCCAGGGGUGUGGAGAGAGAUUUCUGUGUGUGGGAAUGUGUUCAGCCUCCGUGAAACCAGAUCAGCUCAACAGAGGGGGAAAAUGGUUGAGAAUGAGACGAACCAGCUGCAGGACGGCUCCCUGAUCGACCUGUGCGGGGCGACGCUGCUGUGGCGCACGGCCGAGGGGCUGGCGCGCACGCCCACCGUCAAGCACCUGGAGGCUCUGAGGCAGGAGAUCAACGCAGCCAGGCCCCAGUGCCCCGUGGGCUUCAACACCCUGGCCUUCCCCAGCAUGAAGAGAAAAGAUGUUGUGGACGAGAAGCAGCCGUGGGUGUACCUGAACUGCGGCCACGUGCACGGCUACCACAACUGGGGGAACAAAGAGGAGAGGGACGGCAAGGACCGCGAGUGCCCCAUGUGCCGCUCCGUCGGCCCCUACGUGCCGCUGUGGCUCGGCUGUGAGGCGGGAUUUUACGUGGAUGCCGGACCUCCCACGCAUGCGUUCAGCCCCUGUGGACACGUGUGCUCAGAAAAGACAACUGCAUAUUGGUCCCAAAUUCCUCUUCCUCACGGUACUCACACUUUUCACGCAGCCUGUCCCUUCUGUGCGCAUCAGCUGGCUGGUGAGCAGGGUUACAUCAGGCUCAUUUUCCAAGGGCCUCUCGACUAACACAGGUGUUCCCAAGGACUGCAGUAAACUGAUAAGCUAAGCGAUUCCCAUUUUUAAACCAACUGUUUUUCGUAUUCUCUGGGCUUUGCUGGUUUGCAUUAAGAUGAAGAAUUUUUUGGUUUUUUUGUUACAACAGCUAAAUCCCUCUUUAUUGUGAAAAGUCUGGAAAUAGAAGAAAUGGGGGGAGAAUGGGGAGACCUCCUGCUUUUUUUGGUUAAUAACUACUUCUGAAGAGGUGAUGGAAGUGUUGUAGAGUGAACUUCAAUGCCUUCAGUUUAAUGGUUUUUGAAUCACAUGCCCACAGUGUUUGAAAGGUGUUUCAUUCUUUUUGUAUAUGGAGGGUAAAUAGUUCAAAGAACAUUAGUUUACAGCUUGGAUGCAAACAUUGUAAAAUAUAACAUGUAUAUUAACUCUUUUCUAUUUAUCUUUAUUAUUGAAAAUAUUUAGAAUGUUUAGAGAGUAGCAUGGUCAUAGUGUGUUACAUCCAGCAAUUGGAUGUGUAGAGUAGUUCUGGAUGGAGAAGAACGUGGGAUGAAAAUGGUAGAAAAAUCUUUUAAUCUAAAAUACUGAGUUCUUAGAAUAGUUAAAAUGCUUUUUAAACAAAGCUAAUGCAAAUUAUGAUGGCAUAAAAUUGUGCUUUAACUGUGUUGAAAGGUAGCUAAGGAGGACUCCUUGAACUGUCUUUUUGGUAGGACUGUACUUAAGAUCUGGUUAUGAGGAGAAUAUUUACCAGACUCUUUGAAUAUGCAACUUAGUCUAGAUUAAGGAUUUUUUUCUCCCUUCACGCUAACACUUCUCUUUAUUUAGCAUUAGUGACAUUUGUGAGGGUUUUUCCAAUGUUAAACACGAACAGAUCAGAAAGAUGAGGCUUGUUCUGUUCCUUGCUGUUUGGGGGUGGGGACAGGGCAGAGGUGGAUGCACCUGGGCAUGUGUGUGGGGAGCAGUUUGUGACUUGGCCACAGUCCCAGCCUGGGAGGGGUUUGUCAGCUGGAUGCUCAGCAGCCUUUCACCUGCUGCCUGGCGGGGGGCCUCAGGCCUGGCCUUUGCCCCUCUGCCAGGUGCAGAUGCUCAUCUGGGCCACAGGUGGAACACAGGUGGAGCCUGGUAGCCAGGGCAGGUGUCCCUGCAUCCUUGGCAGCUGGGCACAGCUGGCAGUCUGUUGGGAGAGCUGGGGCUGGGCUGGGCUCAGACCCUCUCUGUGAGAUGCUGCUGUGGGCUCUGCUUACUCUGGUCUCUGCUCUCCUCUUCCUCCCCCUCCUUCCCCUCUGGAUCCACCAGAAAAGACCAGUGUACUACAUGCAGCUCUGCUGCCAGCCCACUUUGCUUCAUGGCAACCUGACCUUUUUAGCAUUGAUUUGAGCUUUUUUGGCCAGCUUCGUACAUUUUUUUCAAAUAUGUACUGUAUAAUUGACAGUAAGAAAAUUUCUGUACUUUAUAGCAAAGCUUUUGCUUUUGUUUUUCUUUGAAGCUCUUCUAAAAUUUUCUUUGUUUAAAGAGACCUGUGUUGCUUAGAUGUCAUGAAUUAUUUACUUUGACUGUCAAUUAUUUCUCCAUUUUUAAAAAGAAAUGAUAUAUAUUGUUUGGUUCACUCAGGAAAUGCAUGUGUCAGGAAACCUGUACUAUAAGUUCAGUUAGCUGUCAUGUACAAGUAACUGCUGUUACUCCCUUUCCCUAGAAAUAUAACUGAUUUUGACAUUUUCCAGAUUAUAUGCAUUAAGUCAUGAAACUUAUGCAGCAAGAAAUCCCUGUAUUGUAGUUGUUCUAAUCAUCUUAUUCAAACUAUAGUAUACUGUAGUUUUAAUUUUUAUUUGCAAAUUAAUUUAUUUAAACUACGUGAGUAAACACUUUUCAAAAACAGAAAUUCUGGGAUCGUGGCUUUGUUUUCAAGAGAUGGGAAAGGGCUGGAGAUGGCCCUUCUGUUGUCACCUCAGGUGUCCCUCUGUUCUGCACAUAUGGAUUAAGAGCACAGAGAAGCAGCAGCUGUAAAGACUUUGGAUGUUUUCCCUGGUAAUGGCUUUGAAUGGCUCCUUUCAGAUGUGUCCCCUCCAUGUGUUUUAUAUUUAACUCUGUGUUAAAGGUGAGAUUGCUGUUUAAAUGACACACUUAAAUGAGUAAGUUACAGAUACCGAAAUGUAAGCAAAAACUGAACUAAAUUUUAAAAUGACAAAGAGCUCUUGAUUGUGUCUUCCACAAAAUCUAAUUGAAAUUUCUCUGGUCCUGAUCUUGUUGACUACAGGAACAUGAAAAACCAGAAAAGAACACGAUGAAAGCUACAAAGCAGUAUGAGUAACACAGAGCUGAACUGUGAGCACAGAUGGAGCACGGGAUGGUAGGAGGAAUAUGGGAAGUGCUCUUGGAGGCCCAGCUGGAGGCAGAGCCAGGGGUGCACUUGGGUACAGGCACACCUAACUGCAGAGGGGAGGAAGAGAGGGUCAUGCCCAACGUGCAGCCCUUGUUAAAGCCCUACCCCAUUUAAAUUGGUACAUUAUGCUUACACUGUACUUCUCUACCCCACUCCUCAUCCCCCCCCCAAAAAAAACAUCCCAGACAAAGGUAUCUGAGCAGAACUGGCUGUGUCUCUGGGAAGUGUUAGGCUAAGGUCACUUUUCAGUCUGCCCCACUUUCUGCCUGGUUUGUACUUUUCUUCACCCAAGUUGGACUUGUUUAAUCCCAUUUUUAGAAGGGUGGAACAGGGACAUUCAAACACUUGAGACAGGGAAAUCCCACUGUCAAAGGCAGAAUAGCAAUGGUUGAGUAGUUUGAAGAGCAAGUUCCAUCACCAACAACAGCAUCUCUAACUCUGGUACCCUGUUUGAGUACCCCCAGGCUUCUGUUCUUUGAUAAAUGAUUGCAGUAGUCCUCUGUAAAUGGUAAAGUGAAUUUCAGAUUAAAAGUAUUCAAACAGAUGACUGAAGCACUCUGAACUUUAAGGCCAAUCCUUUUGAACAAAUUUUGUGCUGCAAGAGGUGGCACCUUGCUGGUUUUAAGACAAUCGCAGCUCCACUUGUGACAGCCUAAAGCAGCCCUUUGCAGCCCCAAGAUGAGAUUUGUGGCCUUCACCUGCUUUUAAAGGUUUGCUGGACUGGCAAGAAGCAAUGGUGAUGCAAACAGCAGGGAAUCAAUGGGAAAAUUAAGUGUGGAUACUUUUCUAGCCUUAAAGUUCAGAGAAGCUCUGCAGAAGUGCCUUUGGAUAUGAGCAGCCAGUUUUCUGGUUUGUGUGUGGCUGCCCUGAUCUGGGCAGUGCAAUGUGUAAAGUAGGUGAUUUAAUGAACUAAUUUGCCUUUCAGCUGUAGGAGAUUGCAUGGAUUUAACACUGCCAGAAAGCAGCAGCUGGCUAGUGAAACCCUUUUUUUUGUUUUUUUUGUUUUUUUCCCAAAGCAGAAGUGGGGCAGCACAGGGUGCUGGCAGGAGGGCAGGAGCAUACACAGGGAGGUUGCUGUGGCUUUCCUGGGGAGAAUGGAGUGCUCUGGUUGCUUUGCUGACCUGGCCACUGGGAUGGAGCAGCCCCAGGAGUGCCUGGUGUGGCCUUGAGCAGUGUGGUGCAGGCUGGGGAUGAGGCCUUCCCAUCCCAGCUGUGCUGGGCUUGUUACACCUGCAGCAGUGAGCCUGGUCUUCUGGAAAGUUAAACAUGAAGUCACCUCAGGAGACUCCUGUGUUGGAAGGUGCUCUGCAAAUCCCAUAAUGAUCCUGCCAUGACAUGCUUGAUCUCCUCCUGAAGUGACACUUUCCAGACUCAAUUCUAAAAAUACAUUUCCAGUUUUGCAAUAUAAAUCUACCCUGGUGCCUACAGCUACUUGCAUGCUGUCUUUCAGCCUGGAUUAGGCCUGGUUGCUGUUGAAUUAGACCAGAUUUCGUGGUCCUUGUCUUGGCUCAUCCCUUUCUGUAAAAACACUGGUAGAGCUCGUCUAUUUUUAAUUGUAGCACUUGGCUUUAACAUAAGGGCUGUGAUCAUCCUAGAAAUGCAGUUUCUAAGGCUCCUUGUGACUGUGGCAGAUCACUUUUACCCGCAGUGUUGUGCAUACUGUAAAGAAGACCUGGGAAAGCAUCUCUGCAGGAGCUGUGAUGGUUCCUGUGACUUGGACCAGGGGCUCCUUGGCAAGUGUGGCCUCUGCAGGGGCAGCAGCAGUCCUGCCCCUCCCCAGGUGCUGCUUUCAGGGCAGCAGCAGGAGCUCAGGCUCCUGUUUCCUCCAGGAGAACAGCUCUACAUCACUGUGCUGUUGGGAGGCAGUAUCCUCCUGUUCCUCCUUAUGUAUUCCAGUGGGGAAACACCAGUGGGUGCUACUGCAGCAAGAGCAGCCAGCACCUUCAGCUCUGCUGAUUCUUGGUCUGGUUCCAUAUCUGAAAGCAAAAGGGGCAGAUUUAAAGAGCAGACAAAAUGGGCUUUUAUUCCCUGAAGGCUCAGGUGCCUCUGUGAGAGCAGCCUUGCCAAACCCAGCCUCUGGGAACUGCAGCAGGACCUGUGGCCUCGCACACAUGAGGCUGGGAUCAGUGCAGCCUUAGGGAAUGGCAUUAGCUGUAAAGCCCAGUGCCUGAAUCUUUAUGUUCCUGCCUUGGACCCCCCUGAGCUGCAGCUGCCCAUGCUCCCUGUGCCUCCCAGCCCUGGCAAUGCAGCCAUUCCUCAGUCUCAGUGAGCAGGUGCCUGCAGAAGCAGGUCCUGCUUGGCUUGCCCAGCCCAAGCCCUUGUGGGGUCAGGAAUGCAUUGCCUGGGGCUGCAUUCCUCGAGGCUGAGCUCCAGGGAAGAUGAGUAACCAGAGGCAAAGUGCCAGCUCUGGCAGGCAGGAGCUCCCUGCCCACUCGCUGCCACUCUUGGGUUUGUUGCUCUUGUGCCCAGCUCCCAGUUCUUGUCCCACUGUCCCUCUUGCAGGGCUGGCAGGAGGGAUGGGAUCCAGCACCAGCAUCACUGUUUGCUGGCUGUGGUGUUUGCCUGGCUCUCACAUGUUUGUGGCAGCAGCAAAGCACCAGCAAAUCCUGGGUUCUGCCAGCCCUGCAGACAGCCCAUUGCUCCAGUGCAGGGGGCUGAGAUAUUUCAUGGGAGGAGUACAAAUGACCUCAAGAUCAACUCAAAGAAGGACUUUGCUGGUGCAAAGACAACUUCUCUGCAAUUUGGCAAUACCUGCAAUAUUGUAAUGAUUUUAUUUUGAUUUAGGACCGCUAAACAGCUCUGAGUCAGGAGUAAAUUAAUAAUUUGCUCUGACUUCCUUCCUCCCCCUUGUCUACAUCUGUAGUACCAGUUCUGUGCUGAGAUGGCCAUUGGAGAUCUGCUGCCUUCCAGAAAAACAAUGAGAGUGGAGUUCUUUGGAGUUCAAACACAUGCCAGGAUGGUCUAUUUUUCCUUUUUGUAGUGGAAAGGUCUCCUGAAAAGCCUUCCCCUUUUCCAGCCCUGGCAUGGCACAUGGACUCCUGAGGAUACCCUGUGAGUGCUGCAUGGAGUGUGAGCAGCACAGAGAGAGGAAGGAGGACAUGGUAGUUCAUGUUGUCAGUCAGAUUUAAGUGUGGUUAAAUAGUUAAGCCAGUAGGAAAAGCCUUUUUAUGUUUGUUUUCUUUGCUACUCACUCCCAAAAUUACCUGUCUGCUUAUUUAUACAAUUGUCUUGACCCUUAUAUUUGUUUCAGUUUCAACACCCCCUGAAGAAGGAAAAAAUUAAUUUCACUUUUCUCUGCAAAUAUUUUAUCUGAAAGUUUCUAAGUCGUGUUGCUUGUGAUCAUGCCUUUC
Molecule: messenger RNA, 7434 nt
Organism: Melospiza georgiana
Lineage: Eukaryota; Metazoa; Chordata; Aves; Passeriformes; Passerellidae
Gene: PELI1
Product: pellino E3 ubiquitin protein ligase 1
Exons: 8
Coding region: 340-1722 (460 amino acids)
Biological process (GO): protein K48-linked ubiquitination; regulation of Toll signaling pathway
Molecular function (GO): protein binding; ubiquitin protein ligase activity
Source: RefSeq, a predicted model, not a curated record